Cryptococcus wingfieldii CBS 7118 is the source of this 324-nucleotide messenger RNA. RefSeq lists its product as hypothetical. The record is from RefSeq and is a predicted model, not a curated record. The transcript has a single exon. The coding region runs from base 1 to 324 and encodes 107 amino acids. Lineage: Eukaryota; Fungi; Basidiomycota; Tremellomycetes; Tremellales; Cryptococcaceae.
AUGCGCCAAUCCACUCGCGCCACCCGCCCUCGUGACAUCUACGAGCCUGAAGGGCCUCCGCCCAGUACUAGGCGUCGCCUCCCGCCUCCCUCUCGCCGUGCUGCCCCGGUGGCUGCCCCUCCACUGCAUCUUGAGGAAGCCAAUGCUGUUCGCCAAUCCACUCGUGCGACUCGCCCUCGUGACUUCUACGAGCCUGAAGGCCCGCCACGUCGACCUCCUCUUCCUCCGCCCUCUCGCCGUACUGUCGCCACUCCCAAGGUGACCCCCCCCAUCCUCGGCGGAGAAGAGGACGAAGCGACCGAAGUUGGUCGCGCCCGAAGGUGA